AAUUUAUGGCAUGUUAAAACACAAUUUAUGGCCUGCUUACCCUUUCUUUUCUUUCCCUCUUUUGCCGACUCCCCCAAUUUCUAAUCCCUAACAGCUAAUUUCUAAAUUCCUAACAAAAUAACUUUUCCUUCUCCACUUCAACACCCACCGGCCACCACCAUCAUCGUUCACUGUUAGAGUUUGUUGUAGUUGUUAGCUGGUAGUUAGGGAUUAGUUAUCAAGGCAGUUAGCUGUAAAUACUUGUAUUUAUAUGUAUGUACAUGGUCAAUAAAGAUGAAGCAUUAUUCCACAUUUUAUUUUCAACAUGGUAUCAGAGGGAUUAGUUAUAAGUUCUUUUUUACCAUUGUGGAUGAUUGUUCUAGGAUGUCCUGGGUUUAUCUGUUAAAACUUAAAUAUGAUGCUAUUAUGCAACUCAAAAACUUCUUUGCCUUUGUAAAAACCCAAUUUUCAGCUAUUGUUAGUAUUGUCAGAAGUGAUAAUGGUCGAAAGUUUUUCAAUUCUGAGUGUGGUUCUUUGUUUGCUUCCCUUGGUAUUUUGCAUCAGAGUUCGUGUGUUCACACACCCCAGCAAAAUGGCAUCGCUGAGCGUAAACAUAAACAUUUGCUUGAGGUGGCUAGGGCCCUUCAUUUUCAAUCCAAUGUUCCUGUUAGGUUCUGGGGAGAGUGUAUUUUAUAAUAAACAACCUUCUUUUUCCCAUAUGAGAGUAUUUGGGUGUCUCUGUUUUACUACUAUCCCUAAUAAUACAGACAAAUUUGCUGCUUGAGCCAUUCCUGCUGUUUUUAUGGGAUAUUCUCCUACUCAGAAGGGUUAUAUUUUAUACAACCUGAACACUAAGUCUUUCUUUGUUAAUCGUGAUGUUUCUUUUAGGGAAACUGUUUUUCCUUUUCACGAUUCACCUCAGGCUAUUUCUGGUUUGUUUCCUCCUCAGCCUUCAUUUCCUGAUUCUGACUUUCUUUCUUUCAACAUUUCGUUAUCUUCUGAUUCUGUUUCACAUGACACCUUGGUUUCCCACGACAGUCCUGACUCAUUAGGUACUCAUAACAAUCUUAUUAAUAUGUCAACUGAAAAUCUUGGUUCCUCUGGUAAUAGUCCUACUGUCAUCCGUAAUCCUGUGAAUUAUUCUGUUCUUUCCUUGGGGGUACCGCAUCUGUCUUAUCGUUCUUCAAAACUACCUGGAUGGCUUAAAGACUUUGUUUGCUCCUACCAAUUAACUUCACCUUCAGGGCAGGUUCUUUCUCUUUCUCAUUUUCCUCUUCAUAUCCAAUCAUUUUUUUCUGCAACAACUAUUCCUGAACUUUCAUCCUUUUCUGAAGCCUGUAAAAAUCCUGAAUGGAUUGGUGCUAUAAGAGAGGAAAUUCUUGCAUUAGAUUCAACUAACACUUAAGAUGUGGUUCCUUUGCCUCCAGGCAAGGUCCCUAUUGGAUGUAAAUAGGUAUACAAAGUCAAAUAUCGUGCCACUGGUGAGGUGGAGAGAUAUAAGGCUCGUUUGGUAGCGAAAGGAUACAACCAGCAGGAGGGGAUUGACUUUGUGGACACUUUCUCUCCGGUUGUGAAGAUGGUGACAGUGCGGACUGCUCUAGCUCUUGCAGCGCAUUUUCAGUGGCAUUUGUGUCAGAUGGACUUUUAUAAUGCCUUCUUACAGGGGCAUUUGCAUGAAGAGGUUUACAUGGAGAUGCCACUGGGAUUUAGCAGCUAAGAGGAGAAGAUGGUUUGUAGGCUGCGAAAAUCCUUGUAUGGGCUGAAACAAGCUUCCAGACAUUGGAAUAUUAGGCUUACUGAGGCCUUGCUUGAAGCCGAGUUUACACAAAGUAAGUAUGAUUACUCUUUGUUUACAAAAAGAGUUGAAGGAAAAAUUGUGGUGUUACUUGUAUAUGUGGAUGAUUUACUGAUAGCAGGGAAUGAUAUUAAUAUGAUAAAGGAAUUAAAAGGGUUUUUAAAUACGACCUUCAAGAUGAAAGAUUUGGGAGACUUGAGGUACUUUCUUGGAAUUGAGGUGUUGAGGUCUAAGGAAGGAAUUGUGUUGAGUCAGAAGAAGUAUGCCCAUGAAUUAAUUGAAGACACUAGCUUAAAAAAUGCUAAAACAGCUUCAACGCCAUUGGAGCAAAAUUUGAAGUUGACAACGGUGGAUUAUAAUAAAGGCAUACAAAAUGAGGAUGCACUGCUAGAAAACAAAAACAAGCUAUUAGAGGCUGAUUGGACGAUUAAUCUACUUGACUCAUACUAGACCUGACAUAGUGUUUGCUGUACACUAUCUUAGUCAAUUUAUGCAGCAGCCAAAACGGUCUCACAUGGAGGCAGCAAUGAGGGUUGUCAGGUAUAUCAAGAAAGAUCCAGGCCAGGGUUUGUUGUUCAAGGCUGAUAAUGAAGGAAAAUUAGCUGCGUUUUGUGACCCUGAUUGGGCAGCUUACACAAUGACGAAAAGAUCUGUCACUG
Molecule: messenger RNA, 2433 nt
Organism: Gossypium arboreum
Lineage: Eukaryota; Viridiplantae; Streptophyta; Magnoliopsida; Malvales; Malvaceae
Exons: 1
Coding region: 782-1384 (200 amino acids)
Source: RefSeq, a predicted model, not a curated record